GCAGCGUUGGGUCAGUUGCACCUUCGGGGUCGCUGGUCGCCGCGGGAGCCGGGUGGGGCCUCGGCGAUGAUCCGGCUUUAAGAACUUGGAGUCACCUUGGGUCUAAGGUGUUUUGCGGGAAGUGUAGAGGCAACCAAAAAGAUCGUAUACUCGAGUAGACCUCUUGCCCUGAACCUCAUGAAGAAAUGAUAGGAGGCAGGCCCCCUGAGCUCAAAGGACGGCAACGCAGAGUUCUGGGAGUGCAUUUUGAGUUCCACCAGAUGCAGGAGUCUGAGCAACUCUCAUUGCUCAGAGUGAUUGAAAUUAAUAACAGAAAGCUUAGAGCGCACCUGCGAAGCUCAUGCUGAAAAGUACCUCAAUGAAAGUAUGUAAUCCUAGCUGGGGAUUUGUACACAUCAAUGGCAGAAUCAUCCAGUGAUUCAGACCACUUCCGCUAUCGUGACGGAUUGAGUCGAUGGACAACCAGGUCAGUUCAAAGGGGAAUCGGAAGUCGGUCUACAGUAGAUGUCACCGCAAAGGUCAACACCAUAACCAAUACUUUACAGGACUCCACUCGGAAUCUGCGACAAGUGGAUCAGAUGCUUGGGCGGUAUCGAGAGUACAGCACUGGACAUGCGGGCGCUGUCGGGCAGUUAAAGGAAGAUUUGGAGCAAUCAAUAAACCAACUGAGGAGUCAGCGCUUACGGAGAAGCUCAGGAGGGAGAAGUGCGUCUGUCACCAGCCUGAGUGCAAGUGACCUCGAUGGUGGCGCUGUGGCAGAGAGUCUCCGUUUUACACCUACCUCACCUCUGAAGGACUACGAUCUACAGGGUAUUAAACGAAACAGGUUCAGAACUGGUGUUCGGUUUGUUUCAGAGACAGACGACAUGGUCCAGCUCCAUACUUUUCAUCAGUCCCUCCGUGACCUCAGCAGUGAACAAGUUCGGCUUGGAGAUGAUUUCAACAGGGAGCUUUUCAGAAGAAGCCGGUCUGAUGCUGAAACAAAAAGGGUUUUAGAAGAAUUGACUGAAAAGCUAAAUGAAGCCCAGAAGCCAGAUCUGGUUUCAGAUCGAGUGGAGCGGCGGCUUCAGGAAAUAGAAAGAGAGAUGCGCUUGGAAAGAGAGCUGGUGGAAAGACGUCAUGAUCAGCUGGGACUCGUGUCCUUGAAGCUCCAGGAGGCACUGAAGAAACAAGAAGCUAAAGCAGACGACAAUGAGGACAUCAUCAAAAACAAGCUGCGACAAACUGAAACCGAGAAGAACCAACUGGAGCAGGAAUUGGUGAUCUCGAGGAGGCUGCUGAGUCAAUCUGAAGGCAGUAGAGAAACGCUUUUGCAUCAGGUGGAAGAGUUGCGUACACAACUUAUCAAAGCAGAAGGUGACCAGAGGGGUUUGCAGCAUCAAGUAUCUUGCAUUUCCAAGCAAACGUCAAGCCACCAGGAUGAUCAAGGAGAUGACCGGAGGUUUAGAAGAGGAGUAGAGCGGGAGAAACAGAAUCUGGAGAAGCAGAUGGCAGAUCUGCGAGUGCAACUGAACUUCAGCUCCAUGGCUUCUGAGUUAGAGGAAGUGAAGCGGUGCAUGGAACGGAAAGACCAGGAGAAAGCAAGUUUGGCAGCACAAAUUGAGAAUCUAACACGUGACUUGGAGAACAGGGAAAAACAACAGCUGCAGAUGUUGGAUCAACUUACAGAGAUCCAGAAUCACUUUGAGACCUGUGAAGCCAAUCGUAAGCGGACUGACCUCCAGAUCACAGAGCUAAGUCAACAUGCAGAGGAUGCGACUAAGCAGGCAGAACACUACCUUAGUGAGUUUCAGAGGUCCGAAGCCCUGCGAGAAGAGGCUGAGAAGAAGAGAGAGGACCUGAAAACAAAGGCCCAGGAAUCUAUCCGGCAGUGGAAGUUGAAGCAUAAGAAGUUGGAACGAUCAAUGGAGAAACAAGCUGAAACCCUUGUCCAGCUGACAGAUAAGAACAGCCAGGUUCUAAAAGAGAGGGAUGAAUUGAAAAGCCAGCUUUGUGCAGCAUUACAGCAGAUAGAGAAUCUCAGGAAGGAACUUAAUGAUGUCUUAAGCAAGCGUGCCCUGCAGGAGGAGGAGCUUCACUGUAAGGAGAAGAAACUCAAUGACAUAGAGUCCCAACGAGCUGAACUCGAACUGGAGGUCAAGAAAUCCCUCGACACCAUCCAUAGACUGGAAAAUGAGUUGAAAAGACAGAGUAAGAUUCAAAGCCAGAUAAAAGCUGAGAAAAUUCACCUGGAGGAUGAAAUUACAGAGCUAAAGAAGAGCCAGUCCCAAGACAAAGUCAAACUUCUUGAGAUGCAAGAGUCCAUCAAGGACUUGAGUGCCAUCCGAGCAGAUCUCGCUAAUAAACUGGCUGAGGAAGAGAGGGCCAAGAAAGCUGUGCUCAGGGACCUUUCUGAACUGACAGGCCAGGUAAAAUCUAAAGAAGAAGAAACUGCCACUGCUAUCACACAGUUAAAGUUGGAACGAGAUGUUCACAAGAGGGAGCUGGAAGACCUUACCUCAUCGUUGGAGAGCGUGAAGACAAAGCAUGAGCAGAAUAUCCAGGAGCUGAUGAAGCACUUUAAGAAGGAGAAGUGUGAGGCAGAGAGCCAUAUCAGGACGCUGAAGGCAGAAAGCUUGGAAGAUAAGAAUAUGGCUAAAGCCCAUCUCGGUCAGCUGGAGAAGCUGAAAUCCCAGUGUGAGAAACUGAUGGAGGAAUUAACCCAGAACGAAAAUGAGAACAAAAAGCUGAAGCUAAAAUACCAGAGUCUGAAGGAGGAACUAGAGGAAAAGGAGAAACAUAUAAGUAAUGAAGAAGAGCACUUAAGGAGGAUGGAGGAGUCGAGGCUGCAGCUCAAGGAUCAGCUUCUUUGUUUGGAGACAGAACAGGAAUCCAUUCUUGGUGUAAUAGGAAAAGAAAUUGAUGAAGCUUGUAAAACUUUCUCCAGAGACUCAAUGGAGAAAUUGAAAGUAUUUACCUCUGGUCCUCAAUUACAUUAUGACCCACAUCGAUGGUUAGCUGAAAGCAAGACCAAACUGCAGUGGCUGUGUGAGGAACUGAAAGAGAGAGAGAGCAGAGAGAAGACCUUGCGGCAGCAGCUGAUGGCCUGUAGACAGGAGCUCAGGGAGCUGACGGAGCACAAGGAGUCUGAGCUCCUGUGUCUGUUUGAGCACAUUGAGAGGCAGGAGCAGCUUCUGGAGGAGUUCCACCAGGAGAAGAGAGGUCUGCUGGAAGAGACUCAAAGGAAAGAUGAAGAAGUGGAAACUCUCCAGGACCGUGUAAAUGCAUUACAAAUGAGUACCCGAGUGGCCUUGGACCAUCUGGAGUCUGUGCCUGAGAAGCUGAGCCUGCUAGAAGAUUUCAAAGACUUCAGAGGUUCCUCCAGUUUAUCUGAGAAAACUGAUGGCAGAUACUCUAAGUACAGUCUUCACGGAGAUUCUUUUCAACAGCGCCGAGAUGACACCAAGCACAGAAUCAAGAGCUUUAGGGACAACAGGCCCUUUUCUGCCGGUUCCCACGCUCAUGGCCUAGAUCACUCCUCCUCUUGGCAGGACCACAGUCGCUUCCUGUCUAGUCCACAGUUUUCACACUUUAACUCCUUGCCAGCAUUUACCAAAAGAACCAUUACCCCAGAUCCAGCUUCAAUCAAGGGAGAUGCCACAAGUUCACCAGCGAAUGGAACAAGUCCACAGUCCAAGAGGGAGGAACAUGAGAGCAAAAAAUACAAAAUGUGAUUAGUAACUUCACUUGAGUAUUUCACAAGUAACAGCCGAUGGCCCUUGCUGCCACUGGGCUCAGAUUAUCUAAAGACAGCAUAUGGCUUCAGCUACUUGGAACUGCCAAGCGUUGACUAGCAUGACGUUAUAGCCAGUCUUUGUGAGUGAGAGUAAAUUUAACCUGUGGAGGUAAUAUCAGCUUAUGAAUGGUAUAUAACUCAUUUAAAGGCAACUCAUACUGGCAGAGAAAGUGAUUGUUUUUACUUUAUAUUUUCCUAUUUCUCAGUGUCACAAUUUUCCAACCCAACCUUGAAUUGAUAAUUGAUGCCUUUCUGAGAUGACUGGCUACCAGGAGGAGAAGGGUUCCCUUCAGGCAAAGGGUUCCAGCAGUUUAGUUCAGGCACAUUUGUACACAGUGGAUUCAUAAGUGCUUUCUCCCUAAUCAAUUAUCAUGUGUUGUAACUUGUCGUGGAGAUAGAUGCCUGUGGAAUAUUAGACUGCCUUUUAAAUGCUCAGUGCCAUUCACCUGUCAUCUCAGCAGUCUCUUACUACAUGAAGUAUCUUCAAACUAUCCCAAUUAUCAAUUUAAUUGCAAAACAAUUUCUACCUGAUAGCUGAAUCAUAGAGCAUCAUAAAGAAUUCAUAACAUCAUUUAUAUAUUUGUCUUCUUGUGUCCAAUUGUCCCACUGUGAUCAUCCUGGUCAUACCCUGGAUGGUCUUUGGUUUGCUCUGACCUCUGAUCCCAGCACUCCUCUCCUGGGUCAGUGGGAUCCACUCUGUAGGAAUCCUUAUAUCCUUUGGUACUACCUGACUGCUUUCCACAUCCCAGCCUUUUCAAUGUCAACGUGCUUUUAAAACCUUACCGCUCUGCCGUGCCCAUCUACCACUGACUACUAAAUAAUGGUCAUCAUCCCGAAACUGAGUCCUACUGGGCCAUGGUGGAAAGACCUGCAGAGAAGCAGGAACAAUAAAGCAAUUCCUUUGUAAGAA
Messenger RNA from Grammomys surdaster, 4685 nucleotides. RefSeq names its product centrosomal protein 128 (gene Cep128). The coding region runs from base 399 to 3713 and encodes 1104 amino acids. The transcript has 26 exons. The record is from RefSeq and is a predicted model, not a curated record. Lineage: Eukaryota; Metazoa; Chordata; Mammalia; Rodentia; Muridae.